Molecule: messenger RNA, 1842 nt
Organism: Suillus fuscotomentosus
Lineage: Eukaryota; Fungi; Basidiomycota; Agaricomycetes; Boletales; Suillaceae
Exons: 14
Coding region: 1-1842 (613 amino acids)
Biological process (GO): carbohydrate transport; transmembrane transport
Cellular component (GO): membrane
Molecular function (GO): carbohydrate:proton symporter activity
Source: RefSeq, a predicted model, not a curated record
AUGCAGAACAAUUCGGAGCAACGAUCACUCUCCGUAGGUUCGUCUAGAUCCUUCAAUGGUGCUAGCAACGAUGUAGUUUCGUUUAAAACAUCCGCAAUUGUUGUAACAUCCGAUGCAGAGAAUGUUCCUGUCACAUCUGAAUGGUGGAUGAGUAAGUAUUUACCUAGUUAUUCGGCUACGCGAAUGUUCAAGUUCCGUAACCCGAAUUCGUAUAACUGGGCAAAUAAUCUGCUUGCUGGUCUAGCGAUUCUUUUUUAUGGUUAUGACCAAGGGGUCAUGUCUCAAGUGAAUCUUAAUGAGGAUUACCUGAAAUUGAUGGGCAUCUACCCCACCACGGGAAACUCACGUAACCUCGCGGCGCUUGGGGGAAUUGUUUCUGUUUAUUACGGCGGUUCCCUCAUCGGAGCGCUGCUUGGCGGUUCUAUCGCCGACAGGUCGGGACGUAUAACUGCCAUAAUAUUGGGUGUCAUUGUCUCGAUCAUCGGAGCAACAUUUCAAGCCUCCGCGAUGAACAUCACUUGGAUGUGUUGUGCACGAGUCGUGACUGGUCUCGGCGUGGGAGCCAUCGACGCAGUCAUUCCUGUCUGGAGCAGCGAAGUUUCUUCACAUACAGCACGAGGCAGCUUUCUUGCCAUCGAGUUCUUCCUGAACAUCGGUGGACUGUCAUUGGCAUAUUGGAUAGAGAUAUUUGCGAGCAUGAGCAACAAUCAGGUAAUGGCAUGGCGCACACCCCUGGCACUGCAAGUCGUGUUUCUGCUCACGAUUCUCGCGCUUGUACCUUUCUUUCCGGAGUCCCCUCGAUGGCUGGCAAAAGUCGGCCGUGUCUCCGAAGCACGCAAUGUGUUGCAAGCCACCCACAAGGAUGGAGUUGAGGCUGAGCUCGCUGCCAUUGUGCAGAACGUGAUACAUGAUCACCAGCACGCAGAAAACAAUACUUAUAUUCGCAUGCUAUUUCCGAGGACAAAGAGCCAGCGCGAACUACGACGGAGAGUUGUUCUAAGUGUAUGGCUCCAGAUUAUGCAAGAGCUCGUCGGCAUCGGAGUCAUCACUCACUUUCUUCUACAAGCUCUCGCUACUUCUCUGACGUUAUAUGCAGCCAUUGAUCUUAUUCAGGGCGCUGGCUUCAGCCAAGACGAGGCGAAACUCUUGGCUGGAUUCAAUAACCUGUCCUACAUGUUCAGCGUGCUCUUUGCCGUGUUCACUCUGGAUAGGUUUGGCCGACGAGGCACAAUGGUAUGGGGGGCUGCUGGCAUGGCGUUGCUCCUGCUCGUUGGUGGCAUCCUGGACAAAUACGCGCAAUCAGGGGGCCCCAAUCAACGGGCAUAUGGCGCGGGAGUCGUAGCGAUGACAUUCCUGUAUACCGGCACGUUUGGUGCCACCUGGCUAGUAACUCCGUGGCUUUAUCCAACUGAGCUCUUUCCUACAUAUGUUCGGGCCAAAGGAGGUGCAUGGUCUGUUGUUGGAUGGUCCAUAGGAAAUGGCGUCGUGACUAUGAUUACCCCUUUCUUGUUUCAGGCGAUCGAAUAUGGUGUGCUCCUGCUCCUCUUUGGCCUCAAUAUAUUCGUGAUCCCCUUUAUCAUUUUCAUGUAUCCAGAAACUUCAGGUCGUCCUCUUGAGCAAAUGGAUGAUUUCUUCAGCAAUGCGGCAUCUUGGAACGUUUUUACCGCGUCUCGACAAAUACGGGAGCAAGGUUUCACAGACCAUCAAUGGACACGCAAAUACAAUGGCGGUAUUGAACAGUCAGAGACAUCGAUGAAUCGGGUCAGUGGAGACGUAGAUGGUGAAAGGUAUGGAUGGGCGAACAAGCUGAGACGCCGUGCUUCGGAUGCAGGACUCAUGUAA